This is a messenger RNA of Paramecium octaurelia, 1173 nucleotides long. NCBI's taxonomy places the organism in Eukaryota, Ciliophora, Oligohymenophorea, Peniculida, Parameciidae. The record is from the annotation of a GenBank genome assembly.
AUGAGUAACUAGAAGAAUAGCUAUGAUAACUUGAUCUUUAAUGAUGAAGAUGAAGAUCUACAGAACUUAAGUCAGCCAAAGAAGAAUUCUCAUUAUUUAAAUCGGUUGCAUAGAAGAAACAACAAAUAAUUGGAGAAGCCAUGGUUAAACACUGUAACAGAAGAAGAUCGGGUGGAUUUAAAUGAUAAACUCAAACAAACUGUGGGAAACAGUAAAUACAAGUUCAAAUAUUUGUUUUAGAUUCCCUAAAUAAUGAAUAACUCUAAGCUUUAGAGUAGGAAGAAAACUUAUGAAAUUUUCACAAAAAAUUCUUAACUUGAACAAUAUUAUUUAUAAUUAAAGAGAACUGCCUCUAACUCUGUAAAUACAAUAUAGUCUAAAGCUGACUAUAAAGAUAUAAUAAGCUAAAUUUCAAAUAAUAAAGUACAUGAUACAUAUCAACAUUAAAAUAAACAGAAUAAUGGAGUAAUUUAUACAAAUGAAUUAUGGUCAUAAAAACUAAGAAAUCAAAUAAGUGAACAAUCUAGAUUAAAGGAACUCUCUGAGUUGCUAGAAAUGAAUAAGAUUAAAAUGAGUUAUGAUGAGCAAUUACAAAACUUCUAAGAAUACUUUGUUAAGAAAACAAAACUAAAAAAAGAAAGUAUAUCUGAUAUGUAGGAAAUUGUUUCAAAAGCUUUUUUAUCAGAAAGUCAAAAGGAAAUUUAAACCUAAGGGGAUAAUUAAUUUAAGAAACCUUAAGCCUUAAACAUAUAAACAUAUUUCAAGCCUCAUCUUGAAGAAUAAACUUUAGAUUAUUCAACAAAGCAUAGUCGAUUGGGUUCUCGAAAGCAUAGUCAAGGAUAUAGACCAUAAUCAUAAGAAUAUAGUAUUUUUAGUCGGCGAGGGUCAGCUGUAAACGUAAAAACUAAUGACGAUAUGGCAUCUACUUAAUUUAAUCAUACAGAUACGCCUAAUGAUAAAUUAAGAUUCAUAAUUGAAGAUUCCUUCAAAGAGAAUUAAUCAACGAAAAUCACAGUUUCUAAAAUUAAUAACUUUAUUAGAUCAGAAAAGGAGGAUUAAGAAAGUAUUAAAUAGAAAAAACUUCAAUUGCAAUAGGCGAAAGCGUUGAACAAUGCAAUAAAGAUUAAAAAACAGAGAGCAAAGAAUUCUCAUAUUUCCAACUAAAUAACUUGA